CUUUACGUUGUAGCUUGGAACCACCACGACCAAAACAGCUUGUUCACGAUUAAGAAAGGAGAUGACUAUUGGUACACUCUUGAAGGCGUUAACUGUGUAAACAUGGCGUAUAAAGACCACAAGCUUUACCUAUUUACAUUUGAUAGCUACGUCAAGAUUUUUGAUUUCUCUGGAGAUUUCCCUAACAAAGUCACCCGAGGAAACCCGUACCGUAACCAUCCGUUUCGCUAUGAUUUGCAACCUGAGGAAUCCGUUUGGAAGGUGAAGGUUGCGAUUACAAACUCGGGGGAUGUUUUGAUCGUUGUGAGUAUGAAAGGGUUAGAAGAGAAACGUUUCUUUAACAUGUUCAAGAUGAAUAUGGAAAGUGGUGACUGGGAAAGAGCAGAAUCUCUUGCAGGUGAGGUGUUGAUAUUUGGUCAUGGUGUAACAAUCAAAGAUGUUAAUGGUUUGGGAGUCAAGAGUGAUUCAAUCUGUUUUGGUUAUGAUGAUCUUUCCCCAAGUGGCUGUCUUAACCCAACAGAAAAAGUAAGUCUGGUGUGUUUGAUCUUGCGACAAGUUCUGGAAGAGUUUCUGGUUUGCUCCUGGACAUGUUCGUAAGUCUUCGAUCAGAAGUCUAAA
Molecule: messenger RNA, 618 nt
Organism: Camelina sativa (false flax)
Lineage: Eukaryota; Viridiplantae; Streptophyta; Magnoliopsida; Brassicales; Brassicaceae
Source: RefSeq, a predicted model, not a curated record